Messenger RNA from Ustilaginoidea virens, 957 nucleotides. RefSeq lists its product as uncharacterized. Gene Ontology annotation, biological process: regulation of DNA-templated transcription; chromatin organization. The record is from RefSeq and is a predicted model, not a curated record. NCBI's taxonomy places the organism in Eukaryota, Fungi, Ascomycota, Sordariomycetes, Hypocreales, Clavicipitaceae. The coding region runs from base 1 to 957 and encodes 318 amino acids. Gene Ontology annotation, cellular component: NuA4 histone acetyltransferase complex; Rpd3S complex; nucleus. The transcript is spliced from 4 exons.
AUGGCGCCAGCACGCCAGCAGCAAAGCCCGCAGUUCCACAAAAAUGAAAAAGUCCUCUGCUUCCACAUGGAUAUGCUCUACGAGGCCAAAAUAAUGGAUAUCCAGCCUGGGGAGAAGCCCGGGGACGGGUUCCGAUACAAAGUUCACUACAAGGGUUGGAAGAACACGUGGGACGACUGGGUGCUUGCCGAUAGGAUCAGGCCCUUUGAUGAUGAGCACAAGGAGCUGGCGGCUCAGCUGCACGCGCAGUUGAAGACGAGCAUGCAGAAGACUUCCAAGCAGCCCAAGAAGAAUGCCAAAGGUGGUGAAUCGGCUCGUGGCAGUGAGGAACGGGCUUCAGGUGCUCCUCAAGGGAUCAGAGGGGCGAGGAGAGGAAAGGACUGGGAGCUGGAGCAGGAGGAAUCCUUCCACAACAAACCCAUGAUCAACCUUCCAGUCCCAGACCAUAUUCAAGCAAUGCUAGUGGACGACUGGGAAAACAUCACCAAAAACAAUCAACUUGUGCCUCUGCCGCACCCCAAACCCGUCAAGAGAAUCUUGGAGGAUUAUCUUGCUUUUGAGCGACCACAUCGGCAAGCAGGGUCAGCCAGCAUGGACAUUUUGGAGGAAGUCGUUGCCGGGUUCCGCGAGUAUUUUGAAAAGGCUCUGAGCAGGAUAUUACUCUAUCGCUUUGAGCGCCACCAGUACAUUGAUAUCCGCAAGCUUUGGGACAAUGCCAAAGAAAACGCGGAAUACAAGGGCGUGUGUGACGUCUAUGGUGCCGAACACCUGGCACGCUUGAUCGUGUCGCUGCCGGAGCUCCUUGCACAGACCAACAUGGACCAGCAAUCAGUUUCACGUCUGAGAGAGGAAAUUGGCAAGUUUACGGUCUGGCUCGGGCGAAACUGCGAGACAUACUUUGUGAAUGAGUACGAGACGCCGUCUCAAGAAUACGUCGACAAAGCCCGAAGCUUCUGA